AUGGGCGCUUGCAACAGUCAAGAGUUAAAAGACCAAUCGAAGAAGUCAAAAAUGAUCGAUAAAGAGCUGAAGAAAGGCGCUGAGGGAUUACAACAAAAGUUGCUAUUACUCGGACCGGGUGAAAGUGGGAAAUCGACAUGUCUAAAGCAGAUUCAAAUCUUGCACAACAACGGUUUCUCAAAAGAUGAGCUUCGCGAGAAGAAAAUCAUUGUUUUGGUGAGCACAGUGACAUACAUGAGAGCUCUGAUCCAAGCCUGCGAUGAUUUCCAUUUCGUUCUUGACGCGGCACAAAUGCCAAGUCGGGAAAUGGUGGAACGUCAUGCAAUGGCGGAUCGAGUGAAAGAUUUGAGGGAAAUCCCUGGGGAAUUGCACGAGGCGAUCAAGAAGCUCUGGAAUGACCAAACAAUUCACAAAUGCUACGAAAUGCGAUCCUCCUUUCAUCUCCCUGAUUCGGCUUCAUAUUUCUUUGAAAACCUUGAUCGAAUCUGUGAAGAGGGAUAUGUGCCGACGCCGCAAGAUAUUCUUCACAUUCGAGUGCCGACAACGGGUGUUGUUCGAAUGGGUUUUAAAGCAAGGCAGAUCGAUUUCGAAGUCUACGAUGUUGGUGGGCAACGAUCGGAACGACGAAAAUGGAUUCACUGUUUCGAUAACGUGAACGCGUUGAUAUUCAUCGUGGCCAUCUCAGAAUACGACCAAUUGUUGAGAGAGGACGAUAAAACGAAUCGUUUACUUGAGGCACUCGAGCUCUAUGACAGUGUGGUGAACAGUCGAUAUUUCGCCAACUCGUCGAUGAUUCUUUUCUUGAAUAAGAAAGACCUUUUUGCUGAGAAGAUUGUUUCGAUCAGUCUCAAAGUUUGCUUUCAUUCGUAUCGAGGUGCAUUGACUUACGAGGAUGGAAUCGAAUACCUCAAAAAACAAUUUCGAAAGCUCAACAAACGCCAAAAGAAAGUGUACACGCAUGAAACAUGUGCAACGGAUACUUCUCAAGUACAAGUUGUCAUCGCCUCAGUCAUCGACACGAUUAUUCAAGAGAAUUUGAGAGACACUGGGAUGAUC
Mesorhabditis belari is the source of this 1056-nucleotide messenger RNA. NCBI's taxonomy places the organism in Eukaryota, Metazoa, Nematoda, Chromadorea, Rhabditida, Rhabditidae. The record is from the annotation of a GenBank genome assembly.